Molecule: messenger RNA, 3255 nt
Organism: Brienomyrus brachyistius
Lineage: Eukaryota; Metazoa; Chordata; Actinopteri; Osteoglossiformes; Mormyridae
Gene: gga1
Product: golgi-associated, gamma adaptin ear containing, ARF binding protein 1
Exons: 17
Coding region: 72-2012 (646 amino acids)
Biological process (GO): vesicle-mediated transport; intracellular protein transport
Cellular component (GO): trans-Golgi network
Molecular function (GO): phosphatidylinositol binding; ubiquitin binding; small GTPase binding
Source: RefSeq, a predicted model, not a curated record
CGAUGACGAACGCAGGAUGACGAAAGCGCUGCGCGAGAAUUCUACGGCGGAAGUAUCGCGAGAGCGACCAUAUGCGGAUGGAGGAAUCCCCCAGAAAGAUGGCGACGCCGCCGGAGGAAGACAGCCUGGAGUCUCGCAUCAACAAAGCCACCAACCCUUUAAACAAAGAGACAGACUGGGAAAGCAUCAAAGCCUUCUGCGAACAGCUCAACAAUGAACUGGAGGGCCCCCAGUUGGCCACCAGACUUUUGGCCCACAAGAUCCAAUCACCCCAGGAGUGGGAAGCCAUGCAGGCACUUACGGUGCUGGAGACCUGCAUGAAGAACUGCGGGAAGAGGUUUCACAGCGAGGUGGGCAAGUUUCGCUUCCUCAACGAGCUCAUCAAGGUGGUGUCUCCCAAGUACCUAGGUACCAGGGCUCCUGAACCAGUGAAGAAGAAGGUGCUAGAAGUGAUGUACAGUUGGACGGUGUGCCUACCGGAAGAGACCAAGAUCUCGGACGCCUACCAGAUGUUGAAGAAGCAGGGCAUCGUUAAACAAGACCCCAUCCUUCCCGAUGACAAACCACUCCCCCCACCGCCACCCAGACCUAAGAACGCAAUUUUUGAGGAUGAGGAGAAGUCGAAGAUGUUGUCUCGCCUGCUAAACAGCACUCAUCCCGAGGAUCUGAGAGCAGCCAACAAACUCAUCAAGGAGAUGGUGCAGGAGGACCAGAAGCGCAUGGAGAAGGUCUCCAAGCGUGUCAACGCCAUACACGAGGUGAAGGAGAGCGUCAGCCUGCUCACCCAGCUGCUCAGUAGCUACAGCAAGGAGACCUGCUCCCACAGCAAUGCUGAGCUCAUCAAGGAUUUGUACCAGCGUUGUGAAAAGAUGAGACCCACGCUGUUCCGGCUGGCCAGUGACACAGAGGACAACGAUGAGGCCCUGGCGGAGAUCCUGCAGGCCAACGACAGCUUGACUCAGGUCAUCAACCUGUAUCGGCAGCUGGUGAAAGGAGAGGAGGUGAACGGGGAAAGUUCUGGACCAUCGCAACUCUCAGAAAGUAGCACGGCCCUCCUGGACCUGGCUGGCCUGGACACAGAAGUCCCUAGUCAGUCACGUGACCGGCCACCUCAUGAACUGGGGGCCAGCCUCCUUGAUGACGAGCUGAUGUCACUGGGGCUGAACGACGUCACUCCUGCCUCCCAGCCCGGAGACGCCACUUCCUGGAACUGCUUUCAGUCUUCCGACAGCACGGAUCCGGCCGUCCCUGCAGCGAUGCUAAAGCCGGCGGUGACCACACCCUCACAAGCCCCGCCCCCAUCGGGGAACAAGGCUUUAGAAGAGCUAGACAUGUUGGGAAAAACUCUCCUGCAGCAGUCGCUGCCCCCAGAGAGCCAGCAGGUCAAAUGGGACAAGCAGCCCCCUCAGUCCAAACCCACACUACGUGAUCUCCAACACAAGUCCAAUGCGAACCCCAGCCCGAGUGCGGCCUUUUCCUCUGAGCCUCCUGGAACUCUCCUGAACUCCAUACCCGGCGUGGGAGUGCUUCCGCAGGGAAUGCCGUCUGCUUCCGCUCUCGAUCCUCCACGGGAGAUUUCCCUGAGCAAUGUGAUCGUGCCGCUGGAGUCCAUUAAACCCAGCAGCUUAUUGCCCGUGACCGUGUUUGAUCGCCACAGCCUGCGGGUCCUGUUCCACUUUGCACGCGACUCCCCCCCCGGCCGGCCCGACGUGCUGGUGGUCGUCAUCUCCAUGUUGUCGUCUGCCCCUGUUCCCGUCACCAGCAUCCGCUUCCAGGCAGCCGUCCCCAAGAUAAUGAAGGUGAAGCUUCAGCCCCCUUCGGGGACUGAGCUGCCUUCCUUCAACCCCAUCCUACCCCCUGCUGCCAUCACUCAGGUGCUGUUGCUGGCCAACCCCAGCAAGGAGAAGGUCCGGCUGCGAUACAAACUCACCUUUGUCCUGGGUGAGGAAUCCCAUGAUGAGACCGGGGAUGUAGAACAGUUUCCUGCACCAGAAACCUGGGGAAGUCUUUAGGAGGAUGGACCGACUUCCUGUCACAUGACCCUCUGGGUGUCACAUGCUCCAGCCCUUGCAUUAGAGUUCCGUCACUGUCCCCAAUGCCCUCUUUACAUGUUCAUUUUUGUCUUUAUUUUAAUCCAUUCCAAUCCAGCUCGACAAUAAUAAACAGCCGAUUUCUGCUCCCUUACUGUAUUCUAAUGAACAUAGAUGUAUUUUUCCUGUGAAUCAAAAACCUGAAUGAUUUGACUUCAAAUUUAAAAGCAGUAUAUUUAAAAUUUAACCUGUCUGUGUGGCUGUGUAUGCUGUACAAUACUCUACUGUGCUGUAAUAUAAUAUAGUACAAGGUAUUGUAUUGUAGUCUUUUUGUGCCCAGGAUGUGGGGCAGCUGGUCCAGCAUAAGGGCGUCUUGUGUGAAAUGAUUUGCUACUUUUUUUUCCCUCCCUCCAGUGAUUCAGCUACAGCAAUUUAUAGCAAUGGAAUGUCUCCUGUUCUCUCCCACCCACCCCAAAUAUUCUUGUCUGUGCAAUGCUGUCAUCAAACUUCAUUACUUUUGAGUAACACUAGUUUUCCAUUACUUAAGAACUCCUAUGCCUGAAAUGUAUGGAAAACAGCGCUUACCUAAAUUCUGUUGUCUAUUGCUGUGGUUUGACAGUGAACCACCCAGUACAUAGACAAACGAUCAAUACUGAAGUCUUAUUUUAUAUGCCGUAUGUGCCUAUUCUGACAAAUUCUGAUUGAUCUUGUAUGUAUAUAUGUGUGUUUUUUUUUUCUUUUGUCUGAGAUGUAGGGUGUAGUCAGCUCUGGCUGUUGUUUUUGGUGUGUUUAAGAGUUAGGGGGACUUUGCACUUGGUUACAAAGGGCAAGAUGCAUAAAAUGCUGCUACAUUUAGAUCACAAGGUUGUUUAGCCCUAGUUUGUAUAGCUUGUUACAGGACAGAACUGAACAACAGAAGGUAUAAACAGAAACACUUCCGGUCCCUGCAACACGACGGCAUCACCUUCCCCAAGGCCUCGCCACCCUCCCAGCAUCAGAUGAAAUCUAUCCUGUUGCCCGCAGGGACACCCUCCUACAUGCGCAACACGUGCAAACCGGAUGCAUCUGUUCACAAGGCGUGCGUGUUACAACUCUGUAAAUACUGUCAGUAUUGCAAUUAUGUAUAUAUGCCAAAAUACUAAACGCUUCAGAAUUGAGGGGCAACAGGAAAGGCAGUAAACAUGCAUAUUUAAGGGAAAUAAAGCAUUUCCUUUUCUGAGGUUUA